Paramecium sonneborni is the source of this 856-nucleotide messenger RNA. The record is from the annotation of a GenBank genome assembly. NCBI's taxonomy places the organism in Eukaryota, Ciliophora, Oligohymenophorea, Peniculida, Parameciidae.
AUGAGUGAUUAAGAAAGUGAGAAUGAUCAAAGUAAUAGAUAAUCUGGUAGAUUACGAGAUAAGCAAAAGAGAAAGUACUUGAUGUUAGAUGCAUAAGUAGGUACAACAUGAUGAAUGAAGAAAACUAUCAAUAGGAGUAAAUUGAAAUAGGAAAUGAAAGAAGAUCAGCUAGAGUGAUUAAGAAGAAUUAUAUCAGCACAUAAAGUGAGGAGGAAGAGUCUGUAAAUGAACCAGUCAUAGAAACAGAAGUGAAGCGUAUUUUCAUUCCAGAGAUUGAUCAAAUUUUAUGGAGAAAAAUAGACUAAGACACAGCUUAAAUCUAAUAUUUGAUUAAAUUUAAGAAUAGAAGUUAUUUACAUACAGAAUGGCUAGAUGAAGAAAGAGUAAUAUUCAAUUUAUUAAAUAUCUUCAGAUCCUUGAAGAAAAGAAUGGCAAACAGAAAAUUAAUAGAUUUAACAAAGUUUUUGAGAAGCGAAUAUAGGAGGAAAUAGAUGACUUUAUAGAAGAUUAAUAUUUUGAUCCUGCAUUUUAAGAAGUUGAUCGUAUAUUGUCAUGCACAGAAAUAUUUCCUAUUGUUCAUCCAAAAAAGGGAUCUGAAAUGAUAGGAAAAUGGCCAUAAUCACUUACUAAAGUUAUGUCUCAUUUACUUAAUUUUACAAGAGAUCAGAUUCAUUAUGGUAUAUACUUUUUAGAAUGUAAAACACUCCUUAAUUUUGGAACCAUUAAUAAUCGUCUUUAUUUAGGAUAUUACAAAAUUUAUGAUGAUUNUUAAACUUUUGAUAUAAUCUUGCCAUUGUUUGAAAAGAACACAAUAGAAUCUUUUAACAUAUCAUCAGUUCGCAUUAAUAUGACUUGA